AUGUAUCCAGGAUGCGGUCAAUAUCUAAUUGAAGCUUAUGAAGACGCGACCGAGGAAGCAUAUUCCUACUUGUUAAUAGAUUUGCACCCUCAAACUGAAGAUAAAUAUAGAUUACGUGCAAAAAUAUUUCCAGAUGAGCGGCAGGUUUUUUACGUUAAAAAGUGAAGAUUUUGUGUGCCCCAGUUAUUUUGCCAUGUCUGUUCAUAUGACAAGGAACGUUCACGUCCUUAAGGUUUUACAUCAAGCAAAACCGAAGCUGCGUAAAGCAAUGUUAAAACAUUUAGAGCCAAGUUGCAUUAAGGCAAUCUGUGAUUGUGUAUUGAAUAUUUUAAAGAGUGUAGUUAAAAUGUCGCCAGUUCAAAAGAGGAAGCUAGCUAGGCACAAAGAUCAUUUAAGGGUGCUUGUCAAGAAAGGUACACCAUUGAAGAAGCGACGGCAAACGAUUGUUCAAAAAGGGGAAGGCUUUCUUACUUUAGUGUUGGGACCUGUUUUAAAAGAACUAGCGUUGCUCCUAUAAUAGAGACAUGAAGCAUUCAACAAAAAUGAUUCUGAUACCGGAAAAUAAUUUGGAUAAUUACUUACGUCAGCAACGCUUAACGACUCCACCGCUGUCGCAAAAAUGGCGCAAUUAGAUAGUGAAAUGAAAGCUAUUUUUGACAAAAAUGACACUUCCCAACAUGAAAAAGCAAAGCUCUACAGUCAAAUAUUAGAGAACUAUCUUCAUUUCAAAAGGAAACGAAAUGUCGAGGUCACAAAACCAGUACCUAUAGCAUUUGCGGGGGAUGUGGAAAAAAUGCAGCGGCAAGUGUUCCCAGUACACUGGAGGUGA
Molecule: messenger RNA, 829 nt
Organism: Paramuricea clavata
Lineage: Eukaryota; Metazoa; Cnidaria; Anthozoa; Malacalcyonacea; Plexauridae
Source: the annotation of a GenBank genome assembly